Molecule: messenger RNA, 819 nt
Organism: Eimeria necatrix
Lineage: Eukaryota; Apicomplexa; Conoidasida; Eucoccidiorida; Eimeriidae
Product: armadillo/beta-catenin-like repeat-containing protein, putative
Exons: 10
Coding region: 1-819 (272 amino acids)
Molecular function (GO): protein binding
Source: RefSeq, a predicted model, not a curated record
AUGGGGAACCAGUGCUGCGCCGGGCGGGACACCGCUUACAAACGGAAGGCUCAGGAGAAUGAGUAUGGUGGAAAGCUGAAAAACAUGCUUUCCUUUGGAACAGUGGGGGAUGACGUUGUUCGGUUUGAUAGAGCGUACGACAACAGCGACAUUGCCGAAUUCGUGCGCCUUUGCGAUUCCACUUGUGAGAUAGAGAAGCUGGAGGAACGAAUGCAUCCAUGGGCAGCUGACCCCGAAACGAUUGGGGCACUUGCUGCGACUCAGCUCGCCAUAUUUGCUUCACGCGAACAGGAGCCGCACCUUAAGGAUGAAAUUAGAGAGGCUGGUGGCAUAGAGGUCCUGGUAAAACUUUUGGCUUCUAAGGAACUUGACCGGAAACACUCGGCAGUUGUCGCGCUUUCCUUCCUAUCUGUCGACAACAGGGAAAAUUGUAUUGCGAUGUUCAAUGCGGGAGCUAUACCCUAUCUGAUCCAAGGCAUGAAAUCCGACAUCGAAGGCAUGCGAGCAGCUUGCGCGCAGACAGCUCGCAAUAUCUACGUCCUUGACGAUAAGUAUCGUCGGGCGUUCAUGAAAGGAGGCGGCAUAGCGCAGCUCGUGCGCUUCCUGGAUGUCUCCCCAGACGCAACAAACGUCUACACGCAACUGGAGGCUAUCUACCAUCUGGAGGAUUUGAUAGGCGAUGAGAAUGAAGAACGCCCCGAGUUUGUGCAAGGAGUGAAGGCAGCAGGGGCAAUACCAAAACUCAAAAAACUGCAGCAGCACCGAGACAAGGACAUAGCGGACGCCGCAAGCUUGCUGUUAGUACGCCUAGCAGACUAA